This is a messenger RNA of Cryptomeria japonica (Japanese cedar), 1890 nucleotides long. Its product is annotated as phospholipase A1-Igamma1, chloroplastic-like. Gene Ontology annotation, molecular function: glycerophospholipase activity. The coding region runs from base 205 to 1890 and encodes 561 amino acids. The transcript has a single exon. NCBI's taxonomy places the organism in Eukaryota, Viridiplantae, Streptophyta, Pinopsida, Cupressales, Cupressaceae. The record is from RefSeq and is a predicted model, not a curated record. Gene Ontology annotation, biological process: lipid metabolic process.
AAUGUUGUUAUAUAGCACGUUUAGAUAAAUCAAUCUUUUCAUGCUUAAAUUUUGUGGAAAUUUGAAAGACAGCGCGUUAUGAAAAAAAAAUCUGUACCUUAGGCGUUGAAAAUAAAGGAGCACCAUUCAUAGCUGUAUGUUCUGGGUUUCUGAAUAUUCUUCCAUUACUAAUCCUUUUGUGAAAGAUUACUGCAAACCCUAUCCAUGAUAUUUCCAACCUCUUUAAAAAUCUCCACCGUUUCCCCUCUCCAGAUUUGCAGAUCCAAUCCUACCCACACCAGCCAUUUAGCAGUAGCCCCAACGAUUUCCAGAUCACCAACAUCAACAUUAAUCAAAAAGCACGCCAUUCCAGUAACCUGCUCUUUAGUCAGCUCACCAGUAAUCAAAAGCCCAAUACAGAAGAUCUUCCAACAAGUUCAAACAGCCUUUCACAAUGGCUUAUCUACAGCCCUCAUUGACUCUCCAAGGAGAAACACAAGCUCACAUAUACCUAGUCCUACUACUAAGUGGGAUUACAAUUCAGAGAAUCAUGAGGUUGAUUGGAUGAGGAGGCUGUGUAGAUCUGACCCUUCUCCAAAGCAGAGCAUUGCAGCCAAAUGGAGAGAAUACCAUGGUGCUAACGAUUGGAAAGGCAUGCUUGAUCCUCUUGAUGACAACCUAAGAAGAGAAAUUGUUAAAUAUGGAGACUUUGCUCAGGCUACAUAUGAUGCUUUUGUCUGUAAUCCGAAUUCCACCUCCUAUGCUAACUGUAUCACUGAUGAUCUCCAUUCAUUUUUUGAUACCAUGGGGCUUAAGAAAACUGGCUACAAGGUCACCAAAUAUCUUUAUGCAACCCCUACCGUCCAAAUGCCCGAUUGGCUUGAAGAAAUACUACCACAAUCAUUGAAACCCAGCAGGCAAUCAUCGAAAUGGAUGGGAUUUGUAGCUGUGAGUGAUGAUGUGAAAGAAAUCAAAAGAUUGGGCCGAAGAGAUAUAGUCAUUGCAUGGAGAGGCACCAUGAUUCCUUCUGAAUGGGCUGAAAAUCUUAAGACAGAUCUGAAAACGUUAAAUCUCAGGCCAUUACAAGCUGCUUCAAAUAGCUCUUCUGGUUUAUCCUGUGGAGGUCUUCAUUCAAAGGUUGAAAAUGGAUUUCUAAGCCUCUAUACCAACUCUUCCAAGGCUGAUGAUAAUGAUAGUACAAAUACAAGAAAAAUAACUAGCAGUGCAUCUGAGCAAGUUAUGAAAGAGGUCCAAAGAUUGGUUGAGUUAUACAAGGGUGAGAAAUUGAGUAUUACUAUUACAGGCCACAUCAUAGGAGCCUCCUUGGGACUCUUGAGUGCUUACCAAAUUGGAGAAACAUUAUUAGCAUCCAAUAAUUUAGGUGCUAAACAUAAUAUACCUGUGACAGUACUUUCUUUUGUAGGGCCCAAAGUUGGAAACCUUGAUUUUAAAGAGAGAAUGGAGGAGAUAGGUGUGAAAACUUUGAGAAUAGUGAAUACUCAUGAUGUGAUACCUAAACUUCCUGGCAUCGUUUUGAAUGAAUGGAUGCACAGAAAGCUUUUUAAUGGAGUGAAAGGGGAGAUAUACAGUCACGUGGGUAAUGAGUUGAGGAUUAGUCACUUGAAUUCUCCUUAUCUUAAACACAAUGUUGAUAUGAGUUGCAGCCACAAUUUGGAGGCCCAUUUGCAUUUGGUGGAUGGUGUUCGGAGCUCGGCCGUUCCAUUUCGUUCUAAUGUGAAAAGGGAUUAUUCACUUGUUAAUAAGACCUGUAAUUUGCUUAGAGAUGAACUCAUGGUGCCCCCAAAUUGGCUGGUUUUGUCAGAGAACUCCACUCCUACUCUCAGUCCAAAAUCCAGCUAUAUGAACAGUCUAUCUCUUAAAAUCCAAAUAUUUGUAAAGAAUGGAGGUUAG